UAAACCAGAUUUAUCGUUCCGUUAAAUUAAAUUUUCAUAAUUACCUAACCCCGGUUUUAGGGUUCUUCAAUGAGUGCUAAUAGAAUUAUAUAUGAGCUGCCAGGUUACUUCCUGGUCUUUGCCUUGCCAUGGGAAACUUGUAAUAUUAUAAUGCAAGAAAGAAUGUUAAUGACAUCAUUGGUUUGAAUCACGUAAAGCAUGCACCUAUAAAACCAUCCGCAUGUCGUCUCCUCAGAAUAUCCAAAUUAAACUCCUUUUGCUUUAUCAACAAUCACCAUUUUUAUCUCAAUUUGAUAUCCGUUUCUUUCCCUGGCUAAUUAUAAGUUUCGUAUCAGCCGCAAUGGGUAGGUCUCCAUGCUGCGCAGAGGAUGCCAAUCUGAAAAAGGGACCGUGGACCCCAGAAGAGGAUCAGAAGCUGGUUGAUUACAUUAACAAACAUGGCCACGGAAGUUGGAGGGCUCUUCCAAAGCUUGCAGGCUUAAACAGAUGUGGUAAAAGUUGCAGACUAAGGUGGACUAAUUAUUUGAGGCCUGAUAUCAAGAGAGGAAAAUUCACUGAAGAAGAAGAGAGAGUUAUUAUUAACCUUCAUUCAGUUCUUGGAAACAAGUGGUCUAGGAUUGCUACUCAUCUUCCUGGACGAACAGAUAAUGAAAUCAAGAACUUUUGGAAUACCCGCGUUAGGAAGAAGCUAUUGAACAUGGGAAUUGACCCUCACACCCACAAACCAAGAACUGAUCUUGAUCAUCUUUUAAAUCUUUCCCAAUUGCUUUGUGCCGCACAAUUAGGCAACUUGAUGAACCCUUGGGACACUGCUUUUAAACUACAGGCUGAUGCCGCUCAACUGGCCAAAGCCCAACUAUUGCAAAACCUAAUGCAAAUUUUGAACUCAAACAAACUAGCGAAUGUUGAGAGUGCUAGUGGUUUGCUUGGAUCCCAAAAUCUUUAUCCAUUUGAAGGAUUACUCAAUGGUACAAGCACCCUAUCUGCUAAAGAACUAACCCCAAGCCCAACACCUCAGAACCUUCCAAAUAACCCUGGUGCAAUCCCUCAAACAUCAAGUGACCACCAGGCUGUAGAAAACCCAUGGCCAUAUUUUCAAGGUGGAUUUAACUAUGAAAGUCUUGACAUGAAUAACCAGAGUUUGAGCAAUUCCCUUGAACAAACUGAAAAUCCACUUCCUGAGUUAGUUUCAGGAUCUCCAGACACUUCACCAAUUAACCAGAUGGAAAACAAGACCGACACAGCACCAGACUCCACAAUAUAUGAGGCUUGGGAGAAACUAAUUAUUGAAGACGAAGCAGAUGGCUCCUACUGGAAAGAAAUCCUAGACUUCACUUCAUCAUCCUCAUCACCUAUCUCAUGGUAG
Durio zibethinus is the source of this 1366-nucleotide messenger RNA. RefSeq names its product transcription factor MYB39-like. The record is from RefSeq and is a predicted model, not a curated record. NCBI's taxonomy places the organism in Eukaryota, Viridiplantae, Streptophyta, Magnoliopsida, Malvales, Malvaceae.